CGGGAGCGGGCUGGGCAACGGGAGCGAGGGCGCGGAACGGGAGCGGAACGGGAACGGAACGGGAACGGAACACCGCACAGCUCGUCCGGCCGCCGCCGGCCCCCGCCGCCGCCCCACCAUGAUCAAAGCCAUCCUCAUCUUCAACAACCACGGCAAGCCGCGGCUCUCCAAGUUCUACCAGCGCUAUAGUGAAGACACACAGCAACAAAUUAUCAGAGAAACUUUCCAUUUAGUAUCAAAACGUGAUGAAAAUGUCUGUAAUUUCCUAGAAGGAGGACUAUUAAUAGGUGGAUCUGAUAACAAACUAAUUUACCGACACUAUGCCACCUUGUAUUUUGUCUUCUGUGUGGAUUCCUCAGAAAGUGAGCUUGGUAUUUUAGACCUCAUACAAGUAUUUGUGGAAACACUAGACAAAUGUUUUGAAAAUGUCUGUGAACUGGAUUUAAUCUUCCAUGUAGACAAGGUCCAUAAUAUAUUGGCUGAAAUGGUUAUGGGUGGAAUGGUUUUGGAGACCAAUAUGAAUGAAAUUGUCACUCAGAUUGAUGCUCAAAAUAAACUGGAGAAAUCUGAGGCUGGUUUAGCAGGAGCUCCAGCCCGGGCUGUUUCAGCUGUAAAGAAUAUGAAUCUGCCAGAGAUCCCAAGAAAUAUUAAUAUUGGUGACAUCAGUAUAAAAGUACCAAACCUGCCCACUUUUAAAUAACAUGGCUACUCCAGGUAAUACCAAGGAAGAAAUGUAAUAAAGAUUUACUGCAUAAUUGUUUACUAAAUAAACAUGUCUUACUUUUACUGUUUGGAUAAAACUCAAGGUACUGCAUAGACACAACCUGAAAAAUCAGUGUGUGGAGUUGAAUAUUGCUUUUGUCUUGUUUGUGAAAUUAAAGGAAAGGGGUAGUUCCCAUGUGAUUUCUAAAUUACAUUCCUGUGCCCUUGCAAGGCAUAUCACUGUGUCUCAGCUGCUGCAGUAUUUUGGGGAAGUAUUUAAUAUGUUCUUUACUUUGUAUAACCUAUAAUGCUGAGGUUUUUUGUAUAUUCACCAAAGUCUAUAAUUAGUGUGUUCUUUAACUACUUCUGUUUGUCAUGAUUAUUUAAGACUUAAGUGCAAAUGUUGCAUGAAAACAUUUAACUCAUGUUUUGUUAAAUAAAAUCAUAACAAACUGGACUUCGAAAUACCUGUUUUUUGAAGUCUACUGUUUGCAAUAAACCACAUUAUUUCCUA
This is a messenger RNA of Melospiza georgiana, 1216 nucleotides long. It is a transcript of the gene AP3S1, whose product is annotated as adaptor related protein complex 3 subunit sigma 1. Gene Ontology annotation, cellular component: membrane coat; AP-3 adaptor complex; intracellular membrane-bounded organelle. Lineage: Eukaryota; Metazoa; Chordata; Aves; Passeriformes; Passerellidae. The coding region runs from base 119 to 700 and encodes 193 amino acids. The transcript is spliced from 6 exons. Gene Ontology annotation, biological process: Golgi to vacuole transport; intracellular protein transport. The record is from RefSeq and is a predicted model, not a curated record.